Messenger RNA from Gilbertella persicaria, 1173 nucleotides. RefSeq lists its product as uncharacterized. The coding region runs from base 107 to 1135 and encodes 342 amino acids. Gene Ontology annotation, biological process: RNA processing. The transcript is spliced from 7 exons. Lineage: Eukaryota; Fungi; Mucoromycota; Mucoromycetes; Mucorales; Choanephoraceae. The record is from RefSeq and is a predicted model, not a curated record.
AUUUCUGCAGUUCAGCCUGUCUUGUAAUUCAUUCGGGAAAAUUGAAACUACGCGAUUACAAAAAAAAUUUAAUUGCUUUUCCUUUUUGUUAAACACAUAAACAAGUAUGGGAAAAUCAAAGAGAACGAUGAAUCCAGCGGACGCCUUGCGUAAAAAACAACGCAAGCGCGAACUACAAAAAAACAAAGAAGAUCGUAAACGUGUUCGAGAGUCAGCACUUGCAAAGAAAGAUAUUGGCAAAGUUCGACAGGAUAUUGCAAGACUUGAGCAUUUAGUUAGAUUAGGUCAAUUGGAUAAAGCUGGUCAAGCACGUCUAGAAGGCUUAAGAGCAGAAGCUACCAAGAUCGAAAAAGUCAAAAAGGCUACCGAAUUGACAGGUGCUCAAGCAGCUUAUGCUGCUCGUAUACAAGAGCAUGAUAAAAAGCAUGAAAAUGAUGUUAGGAGGCUAGUUUAUGAUCCAAAACGUGGUGCUUUUGUUCCUGCAAAGAAAAAAGAGUCAAAAAAGAUAACAACAGGAGAUGAUGAAGAGGAUGAAGAUUCAUCAAGUGAUAGCUCAGAAUCAGAUUCAGAUGAUAGUGAUUCUAGUAUGGAAGACAGUGAUGAAGAAGACGACAACGAAGAAGAAGAGGAAGAAGAAGAUGUCCCAAUGCCCAAAGAACAGCAUAAAGUAUUAACAGAAUCAGACGAUGAAUAUGAAAUCCCACUUCCUCCAGGUCCACCACCUCAAAGGCCCUUUGAUAAUCAAUUAGCACCUUUACAAAAUAGAUUGCCAGCUCCACCCCCACCCCCACCAGGCCCACCACCAUUUCGAGGACCUUAUCCAGUACAUCAAGGACAGAAUAGAAUGCAGCCACCACCACCACCUCCCAUUCCUCAUGGGUUUGUUCGUCCUCCUGUCUAUAACAGUCGAAUGCAACCGCCUCCACCACCUCCACCCACGAUAACAUACCAAAGGCCACCACCAUCACCUGCAGCAUUCUCAGCACCUGUACACUAUGAAGCCAAACCUAAAGCAGUUGAAGUGGCACCUACUAUCUCUGCCGAACCUCAAUUACGUGACCUUCAAAAAGAAUUACUUGGAUUUGUUCCUGCUGCUAUUCGACGCAAACAAGCCAAGAAACUACCGAAAGAAUAAAAUUCGAAUUUGUUUGUUAUACAAAAAAAAAAAAAAAA